This is a messenger RNA of Torulaspora globosa, 1062 nucleotides long. RefSeq lists its product as uncharacterized. NCBI's taxonomy places the organism in Eukaryota, Fungi, Ascomycota, Saccharomycetes, Saccharomycetales, Saccharomycetaceae. The record is from RefSeq and is a predicted model, not a curated record. Gene Ontology annotation, cellular component: cytoplasm. The transcript has a single exon. Gene Ontology annotation, molecular function: oxidoreductase activity. The coding region runs from base 1 to 1062 and encodes 353 amino acids.
AUGAGCAGAGCUGAUCUUCCAGAGGUCAUUGUGAUCGGUGCUGGUGGUGUCGGAGUGAUCGCGGCCUUGUCCUUAUCUCUUGCAGGUGAAAGUCGGGUUUCCUUAGUUGUCAGAUCUGAUUAUGAACAAGUCAGGGAGCAUGGGUAUGAGAUCAACUCCUGCGACUACGGUCAAUUGCGUAACUGGAGACCUCAUAGAUUCUUCAAGGGUGUAGAAGAGGCAUCUGAAAGCGGGAAAUUCUUCGAAUAUGUCGUAGUUACUACGAAAAAUAUUCCAGACGGACCUGAGGGUUCUACUGUACCGGACGUAAUAAGGCCUAUUGUGGAAAGUAAUCGUAGGCUUUGUCCCGAAAGACAGACGAACAUUCUGCUGAUUCAGAACGGGAUCGAUAUUGAAAAAGACAUCUAUGCCAAGUUCGAUUGCGCCAAUGAAAAAAUAGUGGUUCUCUCAGGAACGCAGCUAAUCGGGUCAACGAAAAUUGGCAAGGGUGUCAUCCGCCAAAUUGGGCAGGAUCACAUUUUAGUUGGCCCAUUCGAUGUUCAAAAUAAAGCAGCGGUCGAUGCAGCUCAGAAGUUCAUUGAUUUGUACAGGUGUGAAGAUCGUAACUUGGUGCUUUUCGAUGACAAGGUUCGCUACACGAGAUGGAGGAAGCUCAUCUACAAUUCCGUGAUCAGCACGACAACAGCGCUGGUUGGGAUGGACGUUUCCCGCUGCUUGAAGUUCGGUGUCGCUGGUAUGGGUACGGAGGAGGAAAUAUUCAAACCUGGAAUGAGAGAAAUUUUUGCCAUCGCUGCUAGUGAAGGAAUAGAACUGGAUGAGGAAUGUAUCUCAUUUUUCUGUGAUAUAUCCAGAAAGCAGGAGUACAAGCCUUCGAUGUGUAUUGAUUGCGAAAAUGGUCAGUUGAUGGAGCUGGAAGUUCUCCUCGGGAAUCCGUUAAAAAUAGCAAGAGAAAACGGCGUUGAGACACCGGUAUUGUCGUUACUUUAUAAUAUGCUCUACAUGGUUCAGAACAAACUGAAAGAGCAGAAGGGCUACAUAAAGUUUGAGCUAGACGACGAAUAA